This is a messenger RNA of Poecilia reticulata (guppy), 2148 nucleotides long. RefSeq names its product aprataxin and PNKP like factor (gene aplf). Gene Ontology annotation, biological process: double-strand break repair. Gene Ontology annotation, molecular function: 3'-5' exonuclease activity; protein binding; DNA-(apurinic or apyrimidinic site) endonuclease activity. Lineage: Eukaryota; Metazoa; Chordata; Actinopteri; Cyprinodontiformes; Poeciliidae. The record is from RefSeq and is a predicted model, not a curated record. Gene Ontology annotation, cellular component: nucleus; site of double-strand break.
UAAACGCAGUAAAGUGAAAGCGGAUAUGCAGAAUUAAACUGUCCAUUGUGAUGUAAAAUGCUUUGAAAUGGUUAUUAUAUGGGAAUAUUUUGCAGUUAACCAAUAAGAUGUUAAAAGUCGAUGUUUUCAGUUUAUUUGUUCUCUCUACUGCGCAUGCUCUUUUGGAUCCCGGAAGUUUUGAAUCUGAAAGUUGUCCCGUGAAGCUAAAUUGUUUUCAUUUUUGAUUUUUUCAACUGUUUAUUCUUAUUCUUAGUUUCUUAUUUAAACUAAUUUCUUCCGAUAAGUCCUCCAGAAUCUGACCUUAAAACCUUCCGCUGUCUUCCGGCUGAGUGAGCAGGCAGCCGGGACCGCCGCUCUCUGUCCCGCCGGGAGCAGAGGCUCAUGUCCGGCUUCGGCUUGGUCCCGGUGGACGGCGGGGAUCUGGUCCAGCUGCCGCCGGGUGAGACGGUGCUGGGCCGGGGUCCCUUCCUCGGGAUCAGUGACACCAGAGUUUCCCGACGCCACGGUCUGCUGGAGAACCUGGACGGACAGCUGCGACUCAAACCGACCCACAUCAACCCGUGUUUCCUCCUGUUGUCCCCGAACGAUGACCCCCGACCCCUGGAGAGGGGCUCCUGGCACCGGCUUCACCCCGGAGAUCAGUUCUCUCUGCUGCCGGGUCGCUUCAUCUACAGGGUGGCGGCCGGCGGCGCGGAGCGGAGCGCGCCCAGGUACCGGCCUCCCAGGCGUUGUCAUGGCGAUGACGGGGGUCAUUACCAGGAUGAGGUUAAUUACGGAGCUUUGUUCUCAUGUCCCGCUGAAGCACUAACUGCGUCUCAGUCUCUCUGCAGGAACAGUCAGAACUUUGAGGACGAAGAAGGAGCUCUUCCUCUUCCUGCCGGGUCCGAUGCGGCGGCUCCUCUGGUGGUCAGACUGGGUCAGGAACAGACUUCCUGUGCAGACAGGAACCGGCACAGCAGCGAUUUCAGGCAGGAAGUCUUGACUCAACGUCUGGACGGCGUUCGGAGCAACGAGGCUCCGCCCCCUCCCAGGACGCGGGCCUUACCUGCCUGGAUGAUGGCGGCUGCCGCGGCUCCAGCCUCCAAAGGCGUGAAGAGAAGUAAACCUGCUGCCACUCAGGCCCCGCCCACUCACUCCUCCCCACCUGAGGGGGCGGAACUCCGCGAGGAAGAGGCAGAGAGGCCGAGGAAGAAGAGUCGGGCGAUGAGCAGCGAGGAAGAAAUCCUCCCAACACAAACAGAUGACCUCUGGGAUGAGUCGACCUCCAGAGGUCAGAUUGGACCCAGCAGGUCAGAGGUCAGCUGUCCACCGUCACAGAGCGCAGCAGCUGAGAAAUCGCAGCAGGAGGAGAAGAAGACCCGGCCUGGAGUCAGGACCGCUUGUCCCUACGGGAAGGACUGCUACAGGAAGAACCCGCUUCACUUCCAGGAGAGCAGUCACCCUGGAGACGCCGACUACGAGGAGGAGGAGGAGGAGCGACCCGAGUGUCCGUACGGCGCCGCCUGCUACAGGAAGAAUCCUGUCCACCGGAAGCAGUUCAGACACACAGAGCGACCCGAGAUCCGAUCGGUUCUGAAACCCAGACUCCUCUCUGCAGCCCCCCGCCCCGCCGCCACGAGGCCCCCCGACGACCCCGAUGACGACAGCUUCAUCAGUGACGACUCGGACGACGACUCGGACUACGAGCCGCAGGACGACCUGCAGCGGGAGGCGAAGGCCUCCCAGAGGAAGAGGAGGAGGUAGAGGAGGAAGAUCGGGUCACAUGACCCGUCCGGCUGAAACUCUGAUCAACAGCCUGACAACAGGAAACGCUAAAGGAGGAGGACUUUCAAAUUAAAAGCUUUAGGUGUGGCGCCGGCAGCAGCUGGAACCAGAAAAGGGAAAUAAUAUUUUUACUUAUUAAUGUUUCUGCUUUUUUUUCUGAUGCUUUUAAUGUGAAAAUAUCAGGAAAUGUCAAACGAGAAUCAAUUUCUUAUUUUCAAACGGUUUUUUUUUAUGAAAAAGCUAAUGGAUGAGCUUUUAAUUUGAAAGGACAUUUAUUUCAAGAAGCAGCUGAAGCUGUGACAAAAUAAUCACAAUUUAGUUUAACCUGAUUUUUAUUGUGGAAGGUCAGAGUUGAACAAAAUAAACGUUUUCUGACUUCUUUUA